Messenger RNA from Melospiza georgiana, 3116 nucleotides. It is a transcript of the gene ARL4C, whose product is annotated as ADP ribosylation factor like GTPase 4C. The record is from RefSeq and is a predicted model, not a curated record. The transcript is spliced from 2 exons. Gene Ontology annotation, biological process: endocytic recycling; intracellular protein transport. Gene Ontology annotation, cellular component: cytoplasm. Gene Ontology annotation, molecular function: GTP binding; GTPase activity. Bases 226 to 888 code for a protein of 220 amino acids. Lineage: Eukaryota; Metazoa; Chordata; Aves; Passeriformes; Passerellidae.
CUGCCGGGCGGGGCGAGGCUCGGCAGUCCCGGCGCGCUGCCGCCGCGUGGAGCCGCGCUGCGUGUUCCCGAUCCCAUAUCCCAUAUCCCUCAUCCCUCAUCCCCGAUCCCAUACCCCACAUCCCCGGUCCCGGCUGGCUCCGAGCCGCCCCGAGCCGUGCCCCCGCUGCGGGCCGGCGGCGCGGCGAUGGGCGCGGGGCUGUGAGCGCGGCCGGGAGCCGUGGCCAUGGGGAACAUCUCGUCCAACAUCUCCGCCUUCCAGUCCCUGCACAUCGUCAUGCUGGGCCUGGACUCGGCGGGCAAGACCACGGUGCUCUACCGCCUCAAGUUCAACGAGUUCGUCAACACCGUGCCCACCAUCGGCUUCAACACGGAGAAGAUCCGGCUCAGCAACGGGACGGCCAAGGGCAUCAGCUGCCACUUCUGGGACGUGGGCGGCCAGGAGAAGCUGCGCCCGCUCUGGAAGUCCUACAGCCGCUGCACCGAUGGCAUCAUCUACGUGGUGGACUCAGUGGACGUGGACCGGCUGGAGGAGGCCAAGACGGAGCUGCACAAGGUGACCAAGUUCGCCGAGAACCAGGGCACGCCGCUGCUGGUCAUCGCCAACAAGCAGGACCUGCCCAAGUCGCUGCCCGUGGCCGAGAUCGAGAAGCAGCUGGCCCUCCACGAGCUGACCCCUUCCACCACCUACCACAUCCAGCCCGCCUGCGCCAUCAUCGGCGAGGGGCUCACGGAGGGCAUGGACAAGCUCUACGAGAUGAUCCUCAAGCGCAGGAAGUCCCUCAAGCAGAAGAAGAAGCGGACAGACAAUAGUGGUGAUAACAAAGCGGCUCCCGCCAGCCGAGCCCAGAUCCCGGAGCUCCCCUCUCCCGUGCUCCUGAGGCUCUGAUCCGGACUCCUUUGGGCUGGAAACAUGGAAAACCGGGAUGGAUCCCCCCCGGGAUGAAUGAAUCCCCCCACUCCCUGCAUCUCCGGGACCGCCGCCGAGCCUUUGUGUGCCGGGGAGCCAGCAGGGCAGGACCCUGCUGGAGCGCGUUCGAGCGGAGCCCAGCGUGCUUCUGGAUCUCUAACGGGGGGUUUGGGGGCGUCGGUGCCAGCCCCCCCCCCCCCCACGCGCAUUUUGGGGCGGGGGGUGAGGAUGAACUCGGCAAGGUCAGCGGGGAGGGGGCGUGCAGCCCUCAUCCCUGCAUCCCCGCAUCCCUGGGUCCAUCCCUGGGAAUGGAUCCCUGGAUUCCCCCCCUGGAUGGGGGCGUUGGACCAGCAGAAAAUGUCUUGGAGAGGGUGGGUGUGAUGGGUAAGGGGACACGCACCCACCCUGGUUGGUGUUUUAGGGUGCAGAGCAAGGACGGGCAGCCUUUGGCUUGGCGGGGAGGAUGCGACACUGGGGUGCCGAGCGGCUGCUGAAUGGUGCAGAGCGCUUUUGGCUCAAAAAAAAAAAAAAAAAGGGUGGAAAAAGGACCCGAGGGUUUGGGGUGAGCGCUGCUGGGAGCCUUUUGGGGGGGCUGUGCAGGACCCCCGUUUCUCAGAGGCUCGGCGCUGUCGCCUUCUGCAGCAGAGCCCCCGCAGGUGGGCAUUGUCCAAGUGCUCAGGUGCGGCUUUGGAGGUGAUCCAAACCAAGGGUUACUUAGCAAAACCCCCCAAAAAAAGGCAAAAUUCGGGGUUCUGCCCGCUGUGCUGCUCUGCAGUGGGGCGGGAGGCCAAGUCAGGGAGAGUCAGGGCAGGGCAGGAUGGACGGAUGGACGGACAGACAGACAGAGCCUGCAAAAAAUCUCUCUCUGCUGGAAAGGGAAGAUGGCAGGGGGUGUAGAGGCAUGGGGCGAGGGGUUUGUAUUAGGUUUCUAAUAAAGAUUCAAACCCGAUUUAAAGCCCCCGGCAGCCACGGAGGCAAGCUGUGUCUGCUGUGCAAGCUGUGCCUUGGCCCCUCCUGCAGGUGAACAUUUCAUACCUGCACGGGGCUGGGCACCAAAACCCACUCAGAAUCCUGUGGAUCCACAAAAUCCUGCGGAUUUCAGGGUCCUGGCUUCCCACAGAGCUGGAGCAGCAGGCAGACCUCAGGGGCCAAAGGUGCUGGAUUUGGAGGCAGGCAGGAUUUUCUGGUGAUUUUACACCAGAGCAGCCAAGGGGAAAGCACCAGGCAGACAAAAGCCCUUCGGGUUCAGGGGUGUUGAUCCCUCCCCACACAGCAUUUUUGGGGGGCAGGAGGGGGGGUUUGUUAGGGAAGAAAUGUUGCAGCAGGAGUUGUUUCUUCUCCUCUUGUGGGGUUUGAGUCGCCGAUGCGUGUGGGCUGGCCCCAUCCCUUCAGGUGGCUCUCUUCCCGCUCCCUCGGGUUUCCCUGCUUUGUCCUCACCUCCAACACUUUGGUACUUGCUGUCGAGAGAGAGAGAGAGAGAGAGAAAGGAAAAAAAAAAAAGAAAAAGAAAAAAGAAUUAUUUAUUUUUGAUGCCACAGAAGCCACGUGUGUGAACCCGUUUUUUGGCAGAAACAUAGAAGCUGUGUUGACCCCAGCAGCUCCAGGGCCAGCAGGCUGUAGGAAUGACACGGUGGUGGUGGUGGGCUUUUUUUUUUACCUCCUGGUUUAGCAGAUGGAAAAAAGGCUGGUUUUUUUUAAUGGAGCUGGCUCCUUCCUGGGAGCCUGUGUUCCACCCAGGAACAGCUGAGCAUCCCCUUGGAGAGAUGGCAGAGGGCUGGGAGGCUCGGGUGGGACGCCCUUGCCGGCCGCUCCGCUUCCUGCAAUAAUUAAAAAGACUUUUCCAACGAGCAGCUCCUGGCUUCCGUGGUGUUUCCAUCAUGUUCCCCCCCCCGUGUGAAGGGUGAGCAUCGCCCUCGGUGGGCUGCAGGAAUUGGGGCCCCAGCAGGGCAGCCCCCAAGGGGAACUGUCUGGGCUCUGUGCAUCCUCUCAGAUUCUGGAUGACCUGGGUGUUUUGGCAGGUCUCACUCCCCCAGGUCCAUCAUUCCCUGUGUGUUCCCAUCCAUGAUAUCCCACGUCCUGCCCUUGCCAUUGUCCAUCAGUCUCUUGUCUUCCUUUUUUUUCCUUUUUUUUUUUUGUUGUUUUUUUUAAAGAUGCAGACAUAACGCUGUGAACCGAAAUAAAUUAUUUAUACAAUGAAAGGGCCUGAU